Messenger RNA from Paramecium primaurelia, 1938 nucleotides. Lineage: Eukaryota; Ciliophora; Oligohymenophorea; Peniculida; Parameciidae. The record is from the annotation of a GenBank genome assembly.
AUGAGUAAUAAAUUAUUCAUCUUAAUAGGCAACGAUGAUCAACUAAAAAACUAAUUUUACUAUUAAUUGACUGGAAUUGAACAAUUAUAAGAAGAAGUAAAUUACAAAAUUUACCCUUCACCCAUAAAAGAUGCACUUUUAAUCCAAGAAAAAAAUAUUUAUGUAUUAAAUACUCCACCAAUAGAAACAUAAGAAGAUCAUAUUAGAUUAUGGAGUUUAAUUGCUGCUAUUUGUUAAUGUCAUAAAUUGAUCAUUGAAGAUGUUUUUUACUGUUUAGAUAAUUAAAACCAACUAAUUAUAGAAAUAUUAAACUAUUUAACUCAUUUAUUCGAUUAUAAUAAUAAAAAUAGAAUUUUUUUUUUCACAAAAUCUUUAGAUGUUUAUAAUUAAAUUAGUAGUAAAACCUAAAAUUAGAUUUGCUUUUAAGUUAGAUAUAAUACAGAUUUCAUAUAAACAUUUAAAUAGCUGAUUAAGAGACAAAAUAAAGUGUUUUUUACAACAUAUUGUUUUGAAAAUUUGAAGAUUAAUGAAUAAAGUGAAAUUUAACAAUUAAUCAAUGAAAUUUCUAAUGAAUAUAUAAGAAUUUCAAUUAAUUGUUAUAAUUACGCUUAGUUUAUAAUAAAUUUCUUUAAAAAUGAGCAUUUAGAAAAAACUAUAAAUUCAUUCAAAUUUGAAUUUGAUAACAUUUAAAGUAUUUUUGAAUAUAGAGUAUUGAUUAAACAGUCAUUAAAUUAACUUUUUAAUUAAAUUCUUUAAGAUAUUUAGAGACUAACUCUAUCUUCAUUUUACUAAUGUUUGGAUUGUUUAUAAAUUUGCUAUUGUGAGAAGACUAUUAUAUAUCCUAUCAAUACUAUUAGAAUAUAAAUUUAAAUUGCUAAUCCUAACAAUAAAAAAUCAACCUUACAAUGUAAACAUUGCCAAUAUUAAUUAACAUACACUUCCCCUUCUCUUAUCAUUUAAGCAUGCUUAGAUGAUUUAGAAUUGAGGAUUUUUAAAAAAUUUUAAUAUGAAUUUGAAAACUAACCUAUUUAUAGAGUAAAAACAAAAACAGAACCUCUAUAAAAAAAAUAAAAAAGUAAUCCAAAUAUAAAGAUAAUAGAAAUUGAAAACUUAAAAUUAAAGGAUGCUACAUAAAUUCUAUUUUUAUCUAAUGAAGACAAUAAAAACAACAUUAUCUUUAAUACAUUAAUAGAAUAUAGAGAUCAAGAACAAAUAAACAUUAAUAAUAAUAUUUUUAUUAAUGGAUAAAUUACUGAUGGAAAUAAUAGUUAUGUUUUACAUAAUCCUCCUUUAUUUGACUUUUAAAUUACUAAUUUGGAUGCAAUAACUUCAUUUCAAUAGUACUUUAGUAAAAUAACAAUUCACCAUUUUGUUUUUUUCUUAAAUUACUAAAGAACUGAAAUAAUGAAAUAAAGAUUUGUUGAUAUGUUUAAAACAUUACAAAGACUAAAUAAAUCUUAAGUGUCUAUUAUAGUAACUUAAUGUAAUUCUGAUAUAGACUAAUUGUAAGAUUUGAAAAGUGAAUUAGAAAAGUUUACACUCAAUUCAAUUAUAUUUUUGAAUAAACAAAUCAAUCAAACUUAAAUUAAAUAAUAGAUUUUAGAAUGCUUUUAAAAAGUUAAUCCUAUCUAAUUCCAAUUUUAAGGUACUAUUUUUGAAGAGGACAAUGUUGAGGAAGAAAAAUAAAUUGAAAAUAAUCUUAACAUAGCAGUUGAUCAGAUAGAAAAUGAUAAAAUGGAAGAACUAUAAAUUUAAUAUUUAAAUAAUGAUAAUUAAAUUUAAGAAUUAAAAUAAGAUAUUGAAUAAUAGGAAAAGCUUUUAAAAUAAAAAAAUGAGAAACUUAGAGAUUUAAUUUAAGAAAAUGAAACAAAUUAAUAACUUAUCAAAAAAUGGUAUUAUAAAAGAUAACAAAAAGCAUUAUAUUAAAAUUAAAAAUGA